Messenger RNA from Vicia villosa (hairy vetch), 1037 nucleotides. RefSeq names its product B-box zinc finger protein 19-like. Gene Ontology annotation, biological process: regulation of DNA-templated transcription; photomorphogenesis. Gene Ontology annotation, cellular component: nucleus. NCBI's taxonomy places the organism in Eukaryota, Viridiplantae, Streptophyta, Magnoliopsida, Fabales, Fabaceae. The record is from RefSeq and is a predicted model, not a curated record. The coding region runs from base 196 to 750 and encodes 184 amino acids. Gene Ontology annotation, molecular function: zinc ion binding. The transcript is spliced from 6 exons.
CUCUCUCUCUCUCUCUCUCUCUCUCUCUCUCUCUCACUUCUCAAACCCUCUAAACCCAAAAGGUCCCCCAACACCUUCUAACAACCACCACCACCACCUUCAUCAUCCAUAUUAUUCAUAACACCCCAUCAUAAUUUUGUUAUAAAAAACAAAAUUUCUUACAUGGAUUUGCAAUGAAAGUGAGAGUAUUCAAUUAUGCGAACGCUUUGUGAUGCUUGUGAGAGCGCAGCCGCCAUCGUUUUCUGUGCUGCUGAUGAAGCUGCACUCUGUCGUGCUUGUGAUGAAAAGGUUCAUAUGUGCAAUAAGUUAGCUAGUAGACAUGUUAGGGUUGGUCUUGCAAGUCCAAGUGAUGUACCGCGCUGCGACAUAUGUGAGAAUGCACCUGCUUUCUUCUAUUGCGAAACAGAUGGAAGUUCCCUUUGUUUGCAAUGCGAUAUGAUAGUUCAUGUUGGCGGUAAAAGAACACAUGGACGAUAUCUUCUCUUUAGGCAAAGAGUUGAGUUCCCAGGUGAUAAACCUAGUAAUGCCGAGAAUCCAUCUUCGCAACCUUUGGAUCCAGGUGAUAUUAAAAGAGGACAAAGUCCACUUCCUAAACAAAAGAUGGGAGAGAAGCAACAGAAUCAUAGGGUGCCUCCCGUUCCAAGUUUAGAACCUAAUGCCGAUGGGAAUACCAAGAUGGAUAAUAAAUUGAUUGAUUUGAACAUGAAGCCUAAUAGAAUACAUGAUCAUGCAUCAAAUCACCAGCCAUAGAUCAUGCUACUAGACAAUGCUAUUCAGACACCAAAAAUCAAAUCGUCAAAAGGCGAAAGCUUCAUGUUGUUGUCAUGAAUGUUAAUCACAAAGGUGGCAUGUUGUGUUAACAUCAUGUUUUGGCAAAUGAGGCAUUGGAGCAUCAAAUUCUGAAGAAAUAGUUCUCCCUCCCAUCAUGUAGGAAUUUAGUUUUUUCAGUUCAACACAUUGUAUCUGUACUGCAAAGCAUUGUUAACUAUACACAUGUGAUCCCUUUGAAUGAAUUGUGUGUUGAAUUUUGUUUUUCA